This is a messenger RNA of Pipra filicauda (Wire-tailed manakin), 2135 nucleotides long. It is a transcript of the gene CST7, whose product is annotated as cystatin F. Gene Ontology annotation, molecular function: cysteine-type endopeptidase inhibitor activity. NCBI's taxonomy places the organism in Eukaryota, Metazoa, Chordata, Aves, Passeriformes, Pipridae. The record is from RefSeq and is a predicted model, not a curated record. Bases 1213 to 1905 code for a protein of 230 amino acids. Gene Ontology annotation, cellular component: late endosome; endoplasmic reticulum; Golgi apparatus. Gene Ontology annotation, biological process: negative regulation of microglial cell activation; positive regulation of myelination; immune response. The transcript has 4 exons.
GAGACAAAACCCUCUCAAUAUUGUCCUUCUCAUUCCUAUCUCAGUGUUUUCCGCAGGGUUUGGAGUCUGAUUCAGCAGACUGUGCAAGAAGGGCUGACGAUAAAUAUGACACACCAUGUUUUCCCCUUUCUUUCCUGGUGGGACAUUUCAAUAGAGUGUUUACUAAUCCCUUCCUACAAGGAAACUCUAAGAUUAUUUUCCUCAAGCCUCUUAUACACCAUGCACAUUGCCCUGCAUUAGGACCUUACUUGAGGCAGCCUUUGGUCAAAAAAGAGCAGGAUUCAUUGUCGGGGCAAGUGAAAGGCAACCAUCACCUUCCUGUUCACCUGUGAUAGGAGGAAUAGAAACAUUACUCACAGCAUUCCGGUAUUCUCAAAUAAUCUUAGAGAAGUCAUAGAGAAUUAGAUAAUAGAUGUAUCUCAAGCAAACAAGAUUGGACUUUGUUUCUGCUGCUUUUAAGUAUCACCUGAAGCAAACGCACACACACAGACUGAGGUCCACCCCUCUAAGCCCUUCAGUGAGACAAUAGUUCAUCUCCUGGUCUCCUGAAUCUGUCAGAUGGUUAUUUCAGAUGGACCACAAAUCUGGCAGCUAAGCCUUUUCCCCAGUUUUUCAAGCUUCUCAGCAUGGGCCAACACUGCCUAGAGAGCAACUCUCUGGAAAUCAAAUACUGACACUGGGGAAUCCAACCCUAGAACUGAAAAGCUCUGCAAGGCAGAGAGACAAAAUACCCCUCUCCUCAUGUUUCCCUUGGUUUCUGGAGAGCACCUAGAGAAAACCUCCUCAUCUCUGAACCUAACACAGCCCUUUCCUACUGUCAUAACGCCUUCUGUAAAUGUAGGGUACGAUGUUCUCCUCUACCAUCAAAACCAAAAUCUUCUUCCUGCCAGCUUUGCUCCACUCAGUCCUCUUGGGUAGAUAGCCCUAAAACUUUUGUGUGUCUUUCACCCAAACCCCACAUCUCCACAUCAGGAGAAGUAAGACACUGGACUCAUCAUCUCUGUCAGGCUUCUCCACAUGCACAUGCACAUAUACAAGCCAAGACCUACAUCCACAGGGCUCACUGCCCAUUUCUUAGGGAUUAAGUUUCCCCCUCAAAGCACAUGACUCUUACACUCCUCACCCCCACACCAUUUCCUAGUAUUAGGUCACACAUAUCUGCCUAUGCUUCUGCAAAACCCCUGAGGAUCACAAAGCAAAAGUCCCUGUCUAAUGCAAGGCUGGUGCUGCUAUCACCAAGCCAGAGCUUUGUGGCUGGGCUUCGAUGUAUGUGGUCAUCAGCAGGAGGCAGAUGAUCUACGUCAGAGCUGUGAUGACUCAGGGGGUUUUAGGGUGAUUUUUUUCUUUCCCCCACAGCCAAUAAGAGCAUUCACAGAGGCAUAUCUUCUCCAGCAGGAAGUAGGGCAGUCACUCCCCUGUCUGCCAGGCUCCUAUGAAGUGGUGGAGAUGGCAGCGAACUUCAUCUACAGUUGUAUUGUACUUUGCUGCUUAACAAUCUGGAGCUUCAACAGGACUUCAUGUGAUAUACAUGUACCACCACCUCAUUCAACCAUGAAACCUGGCUCCCCUAUCCCAGCGAACAUCAACAGCCCUGGUGUUCGCAAAGCAGCUCGCUUUGGGGUUUAUAGAUACAACAACGGUUCCAAUGACCUCUUUCUGUUUAAGGAUUCACGAAUAAACAAAGCCAUGGUACAGAUUGUCAGAGGGCUGAAAUACAUGCUCCAUGUGGAAAUCAAACGCACUGUGUGUGAGAAGAGGGAGCACUCCAGCCUGGACAGCUGUCACUUCCAGAGGGAAAAAAACCUGCAACAGACGCUGAGAUGCUAUUUUGAGGUCUGGAUAACACCUUGGUUACAGAAAGUACAUGUCCCUGUUGUCCACUGUCACCAACAGCUUUCCCCAUGAGACCCUGACUUACAGGGGAUCUACCACCAUGUGUUUUUCCUUACCUGGACUGUUGACAUCAAUACUAAAGUGGAGAAUGUACAGAACCACCAUAGAGCUUUUCUCUCAAAGUGCAUGGUUGUUUUUUCCUUGAGAAAGAUACUCAAAAGUGACAAAGACCUGCCUUGACUGAAUGUAUUGCUAUCCAGUUGUGUAUCUCUUUUUCCAAAACUAAAGUGUACAUGAACACA